UCAUUUAAAUUUUCUAUUUUCCAACGCGCAACCCUUUAGUUUUAGUAUCAACUAUUAAAGUUCAUACUUCUUAGUAAAGUCUGGUUUCGGUAAUUAGUAACUUUAAUAAAUAGAAUAAUAUGUUUUGGACUUGAAAUAGUAAAUGGGAAAUAAUUAAUCGACUAGUAAAAAUAAUAAAUACAUCAGGCAUUUAAGAUGGACGAAGAAGUUCAGUUAAAAAAUAUUAAAGAAUUUUUACAAAGCUAUAACAAAAUAACAGAUGAUUGUUUUUCGCAAUGUGUGUAUACAUUAUCACAAAGCAGGUUGACAGGUGAAGAGGCAUUAUGCGCAAGUAAUUGUGUCCAAAAAUCUAAGUUUGUUGAUCAAAAAUGUAUGCAAGCAUUUAUUGAGCAUCAGCAACAAUCAAUGCAAAAAUUUAUUGAAGAGUCUUCUCAAAAACAGGCCGAACAGGAAGCUGCUGUUGUAGACUCAACAAUUUCAGAUACAGAAAAUAAAGAAAUAGUUAAACAAGAAUCGGCAGAAUAACAAUUAGAUUGACAAUGUAACACCAUGUAGGUUUAAAAUUAAAUAAUAUAGUAUUUGUAAAUAUAAUAUUGUGAUAAUUGAUUGAAUUGAAAAAUAUUUAAAAAAAUAAAUAGACUUUUCUGCUAACUGCUUUCACUAAAUAUUCAA
Myzus persicae (green peach aphid) is the source of this 672-nucleotide messenger RNA. RefSeq names its product mitochondrial import inner membrane translocase subunit Tim9. The coding region runs from base 196 to 525 and encodes 109 amino acids. Gene Ontology annotation, cellular component: mitochondrial intermembrane space chaperone complex. NCBI's taxonomy places the organism in Eukaryota, Metazoa, Arthropoda, Insecta, Hemiptera, Aphididae. The record is from RefSeq and is a predicted model, not a curated record. The transcript is spliced from 3 exons.